AUGGCAGCGUUGACUUCAAAGAUGGACGGAUGUGCCAUUACCUUAGCAUCUUCAGGCAGAGGACACGGGGGACUGGUCUUGACCAUCUUCACCUACGCUGCUCAGGUUGUCAGACGUGCCAAUGGUGACAUGGCAGCCCUCUGGUCCUUCGGAGGACUGAAGUUCGGUAAGGAGUUGUUUUGCCUGGUGGCGGUCACUGAACCUGAAUCCUUGGCGUUCAUCUCCCACUUGGCAUGGCUGGUGGUCGACAUUCCCGGGACCCCUUGUUGCGAGGAUGGCGAUCGAUUUGGUUUGGCAGGCAACUGCCGGGCCGUUGAGCUGGGCCAGGAAAUCAUGGCUUACAGCCCAUUUCCAGAAGGUCAUGUGAACUUCGAAGGUCACUUUCGGGUGAUUCUCUUCAGGCAAGGCCAACAUGUUCAGCCAGAGACUUGGCAAGCCCGGUCCAAGUUUUCUCUGGAAACCUUUAGGGCUCAGCAUGAGAUGAAAACCUUGGCGGAGAAAAAGGUGCGGAUCGCCUCUCAGAAGCCAUUGGAGACGGAGAUGGAACCCAUGAAGCCCAAGGCCUUCAGUUCUGGAGGCCCCUUGGCUCCAGACCCCACGGCGCCAGCGACGUUGACGGCGGCCCUGGCGCGCACGGCGUCGGCGCUCGGGCAGCGCGGGCUGACGCUCUACGGCGGCGACGCCGCGCAGCGCGCGCAGCGCCUGAGCUACGCCGAGCUGCUGCAGUUGGCGCGGCGCGUUGCGGCGGGGCUUUGCGGCCGGCGGAUUGGGGCAGCUGCAGAUAGCAUUGCUUCCUUCGCCGUUCUUCAGGUGCCAGUGUUGGCUCAGCACUUUCCAUGCUUUUGGGGUUGCCUGCUGUCUGGCACAAAGCCGGUGACAGUUGCAAUCCCUCCAGAUUAUUCAGAUCGAAGUCAUGCGGUGUGCAGCAAACUAUGCAAUGUUUGGCAGCUGUUAGAAGAGCCACCUGUGAUCACAACAGCUGCGCACCUGGAGAAACUGAAGUUGUUGCAGUUGGCCAACGCGCAGCUCAUUGCCCUAGAGGAGUUGCUGGCCACAGAGCCGUCGAGUGGGAUCUGGACCGCAGCUCCAUCAGAUGUGGCUUUUUGUCAGUUGAGCAGCGGGUCCACUGGUGUUCCCAAAUGCAUCCAGAUUGCUCAUGGAGGAGUGGUAGCGCAUAUCCGUGGAGAAGCGCAAUUCUGUGGCUAUGACUCCUCAGAUGUUCACGUGAAUUUCUUACCCUUGGACCAUGUGGUACCAAUCCUCACAGUCCAUUGCUGCGAUGUCUACCACGGCUGCGAGGAGGUUCAAGCGGAGGUCGCUUACGUCUUGGCGGAGCCCCUGCGCUGGUUGCGGCUGGCGGAUGAGCACCGCGCCACGCGCACGUGGGCGCCCAACUUUGCGUUCAAACUCGUAGCUGAUGCCUUGCUGAAAGAUGAAAGUCACUUCGAUCUGUCCUGCUGCAAAUUCUGGAUGAAUGCCGGCGAGCAGGUGACCAUCCCCGUGUGCGAAGCCUUCCUGGAACAGACGAAGCGCUUCGGAGUGGCGCGCAACGCCAUGCAGCCCUCCUUUGGGAUGGCGGAGGCGUGCACGUGCAUGACCUACAACAAUCACUUUGAGGUGGCAGCUGCCAGCCGCCUGGGCCGCUCCGCCUUUGUGAAUCUGGGGCCGCCGGUGCCGGGCAUCGCCAUCCGCAUCGCCAGCGACGACAACGAGACGUUGCCGGAGGAAGAGGUGGGACGCUUUCAGAUCCGAGGACGUGUGAUCACACCCGGAUACCUCAAGAACGAGGAGGCCAAUCGAGAGGCUUUCAUGGAGGAUGACUGGUUCAACACCGGGGACAUUGGAUUCAUCAAGGAUGGUCAGUUGUACCUGACAGGACGGGAGAAGGAGAUGAUCAUCAUCCGUGGUGCCAACUUCUACUGCUACGAGGUUGAAGAUGUGGUGAACAGCUUGGAACAAGUGUUGCCAACCUUUACAGCCGCGGUGUCACUUCAUGAUCCCAGCUCUGGCACAGAAGGUCUGGCCAUUUUUUUCGUACCCCGACGACCUCAGCAGCUAGAUGGACUGGAAGAGGCGGCCAAGGAGAUCCGCUUGAAGUUGGUACGACACAUGGGUCUCGCUCCAGGUCUAGUGAUUCCCCUGGAGCAGGAGGAGUUUCCCAAGACGACCAGUGGCAAGAUCCAGAGGAGUCAGUUGAAGAAAGCCUUGCAGAAGGGUGCCUUUGAAACCCGUGUGCUCAAAGUCGGUCACCAGAAUCGCAUGACUUGGAGAGUUUGGGACUUCAGGUGCCCCUUGGUGCCCCUUGGUGCCGGCCCCGUAAUCCAAAAACCAAAACCACCCGCCGCCCUCCAACUGCUGGGCCAUGCUGGGCAUUGCUGGGCAGGCUGCGCCUACCCCCGCUCAUCGUGGGCCCCUCAGAACUGUCGCAUGCGAAUCGACCGAAGAUGGGCAGAUUGGGCAGGUAAGAACAAUAGCUCCGCUGUCCCCAUCUCAGCAUGGAGCAUGGAUGCCCUGCAGAUUCAGCAGAUGUUUUUGUUGGGCGAUUCCAUCCUGUGCCCCCCCAAAAAACAGCCACAGGUGCUGAGCAAGGCAUUGGCACUGCAGAAUGAAUUGCUUGCAGCCUUCUCAGCAGCACGCUUCCAGAAGAAGCUCAACGAGCUGUCUCGCGCCGUGAUCCAAGAGUGUGGCGAGGGCAAGGACAAAAAGACUUCAUACCACUCAGCCUUGAAGAGACUGAUUCGCAGGGAGCAAGUGAAGAUCAUCCCUAGUUACGGCUUUGAUGCUAGUGACGAGGGCGUCAUCGAAAUGCUCACAGCCUUCCAAGCUUUCGAAGAGGAUCCAGACGUGUAUGUGAACUCCGUCGCAAUCCAAGAAGCCCUGCAGCAGAGGAAAAUGGCCAGUCCUCGAAAUGAAUGCAGCAUUCGACAGGUUGAAACCGCAGAUUGCAAGACCUUCGUGAUCCUGUUGCUGCGUGCACAGCUGGUGGCCUUCAGCCAUCCAGCCUUCCAGAAAUCCAUCAGGGCCCUCAAGGCCAAGGCCGCGACAGCUGACGGAUUCUACCAUUUGCCAGGUCGAGCAAAGCUAGCCUUGGACGUGCAGAAACUCAUUCUGCCAAGGUUCGGCUUUGAGCCAUCUCGUGAAGGCGUGCAGGCAAUGAUUGGCCACUGCUCCCAAUUCAUCAACGAGCCAGAGGUUGCCAUCUUGCUGGACAGCAUCAAUAGUAGGUUGGGCAUGGACGCUUCGGCGUGCCAUCGCUUUCGAGACAUGGUUUCCAGCUUGGUGGAGCCAUGA
This is a messenger RNA of Cladocopium goreaui, 3291 nucleotides long. The record is from the annotation of a GenBank genome assembly. NCBI's taxonomy places the organism in Eukaryota, Dinophyceae, Suessiales, Symbiodiniaceae.